AUGAACUCCCCCGCACCCCUUCUCCGACCCGCCAUCGGUGGUGGUAGACCCAGCGGCGCCAGGACACCGAGAUUGGGGCUCGCCAUUCCCCCAUCGCCCAACGUCAAGGCUGUCGGUGGUGCCGUUGGGAACUCGCGGCCGCAUCUGCCGACGCUGAACCUCGCCACGCCCAUGGGAAGCACCGUAGCACCGUAUGAACAGCCCCCUAGACAAGCAGGUGCUCAACCGGGCCAGUCUGCAAGUGGUGGCAGCGAGAGCAGUGCGCAUUCCAGAUCCGGCAGUUUCGGGCCAAUGGGCGGUACCGCGAGCAACCCGACCUCGGCCGGCUCACAGUUCUCGGCACUGUCAUUUGCUUCGCAAUAUGGCAUUGGGUCUAGACCACAGGGCACGCCCGAUCCCAUCUCGGCAGCCGUGAGCUUAUAUUCCGAGAAGAGUGAGGGUGGUGUUGGCAUGGAGCGAGAUGGCUCGAUGCAAGGCUUAGAGAACAGCUUCGACAAGCUCGCCCUAGAGAAGGCGAGAACGGCGGACGUCGAGGAUCUUGAUGAUGAGGGGUGGCGAAUCGCCAGCAUGGAGAAGAGAAUUGUCGAACUAGGCGGCUUAGGCGAAGGUGCCGGAGGCGCUGUCACACGAUGCAAGUUGACCGGCGGCAAGACGGUCUUUGCGCUGAAGGUCAUCACCACCAAUCCGGACCCCGACGUCAAGAAGCAGAUUGUCCGCGAGAUCAACUUCAACAAGAGCUGCGCGUCGGAGCACAUUUGUCGGUACUACGGUGCGUUCGUCGACCCAGCUACCGCCACAAUAUCGAUAGCCAUGGAGUUCUGCGAGGGUGGCUCACUUGACAGCAUCUACAAGGAAGUGAAGCGCCUGGGCGGCCGGACGGGCGAGAAGGUGCUCGGGAAAAUCGCCGAGGGUGUCCUUGGUGGUCUGACUUAUCUGCACAGCAAGAAGAUUAUCCACCGUGACAUCAAGCCUAGCAACAUCCUUCUUUGCCGUAAUGGCGAGGUCAAGUUGUGUGAUUUCGGUGUCUCUGGCGAUUUUGGGACCAAGGGCGAGGCCAACACCUUCAUUGGAACAAGUUAUUACAUGGCGCCGGAACGAAUCACCGGCCAAAGCUACACUAUCACAUCGGACGUCUGGUCGACAGGCGUGACCUUGCUGGAGGUUGCCCAGCACCGAUUCCCCUUUCCGGCAGAUGGAACGGAGAUGCAGCCAAGAGCUGGCCUUAUCGACUUGCUGACGUAUAUCGUGCGACAACCCAUCCCCAAGUUGAAGGAUGAGCCGGAUUCCACUAUCUUCUGGAGCGAUAGCUUCAAGUACUUUAUCGAGUGCUGUCUCGAGAAGGAGCCAACGCGCAGGGCAACCCCGUGGAGGAUGCUUGAACAUCCUUGGAUGCUUGAGAUGAAGACCAAGCGCGUCAAUAUGGAGAAAUACUUGUCACAAGUCUGGGGUUGGGACGACGCAGAGAAGGCCGCUUGA
Messenger RNA from Neoarthrinium moseri, 1476 nucleotides. RefSeq lists its product as uncharacterized. Gene Ontology annotation, biological process: protein phosphorylation. NCBI's taxonomy places the organism in Eukaryota, Fungi, Ascomycota, Sordariomycetes, Amphisphaeriales, Apiosporaceae. Gene Ontology annotation, molecular function: protein kinase activity; ATP binding. The record is from RefSeq and is a predicted model, not a curated record. The transcript is spliced from 3 exons. Bases 1 to 1476 code for a protein of 491 amino acids.